This is a messenger RNA of Staurois parvus, 389 nucleotides long. The record is from the annotation of a GenBank genome assembly. Lineage: Eukaryota; Metazoa; Chordata; Amphibia; Anura; Ranidae.
UUAUAUUAAGGGGCACUCUGAUGGGUACAUUUAUAUUAAGGGGCACUCUGAUGGGUACAUUUAUAUUAAGGGGCACUCUGAUGGGUACAUUUAUAUUAAGGGGCACUCUGAUGGGUACAUGUUAUAUUAAGGGGCACUCUGAUGGGUACAUUUAUAUUAAGGGGCACUCUGAUGGGCACAUGUUAUGUUAAGGGGCACUCUGAUGGGGAAUAUGAUGUAAAGGGUCACUCUGAUGGGAAAUAUGAUGGAAAGGGGUACUUUGAGUGUAAGGGGGUACUCUGACGAGAAUAUCUGAUGUAAGGUGGCAUUGUGAUGGGGAUACCUGAUGUAAAGGGCCACUCUGAUGGUGACAUCUAGUGUAAGGGGGCACACUGAUGGGCACACCCUAU